Nannospalax galili (Upper Galilee mountains blind mole rat) is the source of this 3316-nucleotide messenger RNA. It is a transcript of the gene Gga2, whose product is annotated as golgi associated, gamma adaptin ear containing, ARF binding protein 2. The transcript is spliced from 17 exons. Gene Ontology annotation, biological process: vesicle-mediated transport; intracellular protein transport. Gene Ontology annotation, cellular component: trans-Golgi network. Bases 109 to 1914 code for a protein of 601 amino acids. Gene Ontology annotation, molecular function: ubiquitin binding; phosphatidylinositol binding; small GTPase binding. NCBI's taxonomy places the organism in Eukaryota, Metazoa, Chordata, Mammalia, Rodentia, Spalacidae. The record is from RefSeq and is a predicted model, not a curated record.
GUCACGUGCUAACCUGAGCCUGCCGCGUCGGCAGCUGGCGAGUGCGCAGGGCCUGGAGGCUGCAGCUGCAGAACUGGGAUAACUGCGGCCCUGCAAAGGGCUCGACUGAUGGCGGCGACGGCAGUGGCGGCGGGGACCGGAGGCCCGGCGGGGACCGAGUCGGCGGAGGGCGCCCCGGGGCCGGCGCCGGCGCUGGAGCUGUGGCUCAACAAAGCCACAGACCCAAGCAUGUCAGAGCAGGAUUGGUCAGCCGUCCAGAAUUUCUGUGAGCAGGUGAACACGGACCCCAAUGGCCCAACACAUGCACCCUGGCUACUGGCCCACAAGAUUCAGUCUCCACAAGAGAAGGAAGCUCUUUAUGCCUUGACGGUGCUAGAGAUGUGCAUGAACCACUGUGGGGAGAAGUUCCACAGUGAAGUGGCCAAGUUCCGCUUCCUGAAUGAGCUGAUCAAAGUAUUGUCGCCAAAGUACCUGGGGACCUGGGUUACAGAGAAAGUUAAAGGAAGAGUCAUCGAAAUCCUCUUUAGUUGGACAGUCUGGUUUCCAGAAGACAUCAAAAUCCGAGAUGCUUAUCAAAUGCUGAAGAAACAAGGGAUCAUAAAGCAAGAUCCUAAGCUACCAAUGGAUAAAAUCUUACCCCCACCUUCUCCCUGGCCAAAGAGCUCCAUCUUUGAUGCUGAUGAGGAAAAGUCAAAGCUUCUGACAAGACUUCUGAAGAGCAACCACCCUGAGGACCUUCAGGCCGCAAACCGGCUGAUCAAGAAUUUGGUCAAGGAGGAACAAGAAAAAUCCGAGAAGGUGUCCAAGCGAGUCAGUGCAGUAGAGGAAGUGCGAAGCCACGUGAAGGUGCUGCAGGAGAUGUUGAGCUUGUACCGCAGGCCUGGCCAGGCCCCACCUGACCAGGAGGCCCUGCAGGUUGUGUAUGAAAGGUGUGAGAAGCUUCGGCCCACCCUCUUCCGGCUGGCAAGUGACACCACCGAUGACAAUGAUGCCCUUGCGGAGAUUCUCCAGGCAAAUGACCUUCUCACCCAGGGGGUUCUGCUGUACAAACAGGUGAUGGAAGGCCCAGUCACCUUUGGGAAUGCAGUGACCAACUCAGUGGGAGACAUUCCUAUCCCCAGAGUCUUUCAGAAACCACUAGCCUGCACGAAAAACUGUCCCCUUGUUGACCUGGAGGUGCCAUCUUUGCUUCAUCAGGACCUGGCAGCCUUAGGGAUUAGUGAUGCUCCUGUCCUGAACAAGAAUUGCUGUAAGGAAAAGAAGCAGCUGACCGCCUUCACACUCCCUGGUGGUGCUGCCCGGAGCCCUUCUGCAGACAAGAACUUGCUGGAUCUCCUCUCACCACAUCCAUCUCCUGGACCCUUGAAUUACAUUCCACAGAAAAGUAUCCCCAAGGAAGUGCCCCCAGGUACCAAGGCCUCUCCAGGUUGGUCUUGGGAGGCUGGCCCUUUGGCUUCUUCCCCAGCCUCACAGAAUACACCUCUGGCACACGUGUUUGUCCCUUUGGAGUCUGUGAAGCCCAGCAGCCUGCCACCUCUCAUUGUGUAUGACCGGAAUGGCUUCAGAAUUCUGCUCCACUUCUCCGAGACUGGGGCCCCUGGGCACCCUGAGGUGCAGGUGUUGCUGUUGACCAUGAUGAGCACUGCCACCCAGCCUGUCUGGGACAUCAUGUUUCAGGUGGCUGUGCCAAAGUCAAUGAGAGUGAAGCUGCAGCCGGCAUCCAGUUCCAGGCUCCCUGCAUUCAGUCCUUUGAUGCCUCCAGCUGUGAUAUCUCAGAUGUUGCUGCUUGACAACCCACAUAAAGAACCUAUCCGGUUGCGGUAUAAGCUGACCUUCAAUCAGGGUGGGCAGCCGUUCAGCGAAGUAGGUGAAGUGAAAGACUUUCCAGACCUGGCUGUCCUGGGCACAGCUUAAUUUCUCAACCUGGAUGAUGCUUAGGCCAGCAUUCUCUUCACUGUCUGAUUGGGACUAAUUGUGAUGUAGUUCAGAGUGCCAAGAGUUCUCUCCUGACAUCAGGCCUUGACUGUCAACCUCUGACCAAUUCUGCAGGGGUGUGUGUGUAUGUGUGUGUGUGUGUGUGUGUGUGUAUGUGUGUGUGUGUGUGUGUUGUUGUUGUUGUUGUUGUUGUUGGGACGCUGUGGGAGGGAGAGCAGUGUGGGAGAUGCUGAUACAUUUCUGAGAUCAUCUCUGCUGCACUCAUAUCUGUUCUGCAUGGUGGACAUUGUGGUCCCUGCCUCAGGUUAGAGGUUUUAUAAGCCAAAGUAGUUUUUUUUUUUUUUUUUUUUUUUUUUUUUUUUUUUUUUUUUUUUUUUAAUCCAAUCUGUGCCUUGUCAGCCUUUGAAAGUCUUAGUUGCUCCCGGGCUGCUAUUCUCAGGGACCUUAGAAGGGACCUGGUUGGUCUUGGGACAGAAAGUGUGCACUCUCUUCCAAGAAAGACCUUGUCUCCAUUUUCAUUAGUGAAUGCUGCUUGCAGGUGUUCAGAAAGACCUUCUAAAUGGAAUGCUUGUUGCCUGGUUCCAGGUGAGGGGCUGCCAUAAGACCAGGCGACCACACUUGGUAGGCCAAUCAUGUCCUUCACCACAGUGCCUUAGAAUCUCCCUUAGAUGGACCCUCUGGGUCCUUGCUUAGGCCUUGGGUUCUGUGGGUUGGCAGCCUCUCAGGACCCACAUCUUCAUCCUCAUCCUUUCUGUUCACAAGCAUCUCGGAGCUCUUUCACUGUGACUCUGUGUUAAUCAUUGUAAAUCAUAGUUAGCGGGCCAGCCCUGUGGACCUCACAAUCCAAGAUGAGAACCAUGAUGCAGAUAGGUAUGAAGAGAGCCUUGUGUGACUAAACAUGGAAGAUCAUUGAAUAAAUAACAUGUAUACAUUUGCCUUGUGGAAUGUUGAGUCCAUAGGGAUGUGUUUGUGGUGAUAACCUGGAAGGGAAUGUCUUCUGUUGAGAACUGAGGAAGGUAUAUAAAGUUCUGACACUCUGAGAGAACUGAGAAGAGAUGUGGGUGUUUGUUGCACGUGUAAGCUGUGUCAUGCAUGCUCAACAAGUUCCGCUUGGCUGGGUGCUGUGGGACAAGGAACCUGAGCCCUGCUGAAAUGGGUAGUGAAGGGCAGUAAAGUCCCAGCAGCCAGUCUGGGUGGGAUUCCUCCUCAGAAACUAGAGGGCUCUGAAUCGUGGCAUCUGGAAGUCUUGUUCUGAUCUUUUGUCUUGUACAUUGUAGUUGGUGAUCUGCCAACAACAGUUGAUGGGAAUGAGAACUGUAAAGAGCAUCAGGGUGUGCUCACUUGUAAGCAAAUGUGAAAAUUCAUAAAACAGAUAAAUGAU